Hypomesus transpacificus is the source of this 1371-nucleotide messenger RNA. It is a transcript of the gene cd63, whose product is annotated as CD63 molecule. The record is from RefSeq and is a predicted model, not a curated record. Gene Ontology annotation, cellular component: membrane. Bases 232 to 954 code for a protein of 240 amino acids. NCBI's taxonomy places the organism in Eukaryota, Metazoa, Chordata, Actinopteri, Osmeriformes, Osmeridae. The transcript is spliced from 8 exons.
UUUACCGAACAAAUUAGACAUAAUCUUCCAGCACCUGUACUUAAAAUAUCACUCAAAGACGCCCUUCAUCUCUACCUCAGAAUCCGGGGGAGGGUGAUGUUGAGAGGGAGGAACUAGAGGAUUGCAUAUAUUUCCCUCAAAUUUCCUAAUUUUAGUAGAUUACCAGUCAACACAUCGGUACACUGCUUUUCAUACAAGGUCUUCGAUAAAGGGACCUGAUUAUCAUUAACCAUGGCUGUAGAAGGGGCAAUGAAGUGUGUCAAAUUUUUACUUUUUCUAUUCAAUUUCAUCUUUUGGUUGUGCGGCUUAGCCCUGAUAACACUGGGAAUUCUAGUUCAAAUGGCUAUGCAUAAUAGCCCAGUGAUACAGAACGCAUCGGCCUCAUCCGUCCCACUUGUUGUCAUUGGAAUUGGAGUUGUUAUCUUCUUCAUUGCCUUCUUUGGCUGCUGUGGAGCCUGGAAAGAGAGCAACUGCAUGCUCACCAUGUUCUCAGUCCUUGUCGGCCUGAUUAUUUUAACUGAGAUUGGUGCAGCUAUUGCUGGAUAUGUCUUCAGAGCCAAACUGGCAGUUAUUGUCAAGGACGGUUUGACUGACUCAAUCAUAAAGUACAACAACGGCACAAAAGAUUUCCGUGAGGCUGUUGACAAACUGCAGGAGAGUUUGCAUUGCUGUGGCGUGAACUCCUCUGCUGAUUGGGUCAGAUACAAGCCUGAUGGAAACUCUGUGCCGGAGUCCUGCUGUAUCAACGUCACCGUAAACUGUGGGACAGGGACCAUGCAUAAUCCAGCCACUGUUAACCAGAAGGGAUGUCAGACUGCAGUGGAAGCAGUGCUGAAAAAGAACAUCCUCUGGGUCGUAGUUGCAGCACUGGUGAUUGCUUUUUUGCAGGUAACAGGCAUCAUAUUCGCAUGCAUGUUGAUGAGGGGCAUUCGAAGUGGUUAUGAAGUCAUGUGAUACUCAAGACAACUUCACGGGAUGGUGUUCCUUUUGUCAAAUGGAAUACAUUUACAGUUUUUCUCAAAUGCUCAAGCACAUUUUUCCAAACAACUUUUUUUCUUUAAAAUCAACACAGAACAAAUAAAAUACAUGACACAAAGUCAACGACCUUAAUCAAAACAUAAAUCUAAUGACAAGGUUUUUUUCCCAUCAGUCAUUACAAAUUCUUAUCUGCCCUCUGUAUAUACUAAUACAAAUAAAAAGCAGUUGACCUUGCAGUCUACCUGGUAUGCAUGAAUGAGUACUGAUUGCUGGUUUAAUUAUGCAAAACUUUUUGCUCACAGAAGAGGGUCGCAGUUCUGUGUUUUGUAUCAUUUGACACUAACCAUUUUUUUUUUGACGUGCUUAGAUUUUGUAGUGUGAGUGAAAGCAAUG